AUGGGGGUUGUGGUCGCACCCGCACUGAUCCCAGAUAUCGAAAAAGUCUACGACUGCUAUUUUGAAGCCUUCAAACAGGAGCCGAUGGCCGCGCUCAUGCUAGACGUGUUGUUUCCAGGUGGAAUCACAGAUGAAUUCCGUAAAGAGCACACCAAGGCAACGCUGGACUGGUGGCACAAGAGCACCACGCAAUACACCUGGAAAGUCGUCGACGUCGAGAAAAACGAGAUCAUCGGCAUGAUAUUAGCCGAUGGUUUUGUUGCCCAACGCUCUGAAGAGGAGCGCAAGUACUCUGGUCUGCCGUGGCUGCAAGGUCGCGAGCGGGAACGCGCCGAGGCAGUCGUUCGCCCAUUAUGGGAAAUGAGAGAAAAGCUCUUCGGUGGCCGUCCCUACAUAUACGUUCAUGCAAUUGCAAUCAAGCCUGAGCACCAAGGUCUAAAAGCCGGCAUGGCUUUGAUGUUGUGGGGAGUGGAUCUGGCGGACCGGGCGGAUUUGCCUGUAUACAUUGAAGCAUCGCCAUCAACAUGGACGAUGUACGAAAGAGUAGGAUUCGAGCGCAUCAACGAAAAGCUCGUACACAAAAAAGAGGUCCUUGGUGUUGAUGAGGACAUCGAAGUACCACUCAUGGUGCGCAUGCCUUCUGCGGCAAAUGAAAUGACCUUUGACGAAUGGCGGGGAAGGGAUUAUCCGCCAUUUGAGGGUUAA
Exophiala bonariae is the source of this 705-nucleotide messenger RNA. RefSeq lists its product as uncharacterized. The record is from RefSeq and is a predicted model, not a curated record. Lineage: Eukaryota; Fungi; Ascomycota; Eurotiomycetes; Chaetothyriales; Herpotrichiellaceae. Bases 1 to 705 code for a protein of 234 amino acids. The transcript has 2 exons. Gene Ontology annotation, molecular function: acyltransferase activity, transferring groups other than amino-acyl groups.